UCUCCCUCAAAAGUCACCACAAAAGCAGAUUAAAGGCUGAAAAAAUGGAACAAAAUCUACCAGUGAUAGCAAAAAGAGUAUGGAGCAUUGUAAGGGCUGUUCUCUUCAUGGUGAAAAAAGGCAUUUUAUCUAAGCCAAAGUUCAUGCUCCAUCUCAACAUGCUGCUCAAACGCGGCAAAAUCGUCGGGGCCAAAGCCAUUGCCAACCUCCUCAUGUUCCACCACCACCAAGUCUCUCCGUCAUCCUUCGCCGCCGCCCACGAGUACGAGUUCAGCUGCAGCAACACCCCGAAUUACAUCUUCCCUUUCAACCGCGCCACCAAGAAGAAACAUGGCAUUAACAACUACUACCACCACUUCUUCGCUUGCACACACGCGCCCCCUACUCACGACGACGAUAUCGCCACUGUCAAGACCGUCAUCGAGAUACUUAACAACGACAACAACAACGUAGGAGCUGCUGCUGUUGCUGCUUCCCCUAUGUUACCGGGUUUCGGACAAACCCCUUUGGUGAGACAGCUUAGGAUAACGGACUCUCCUUUCCCUUUAAGAGAUGCUGAUGAAGGCAAUGGCACCGUUGAUAAGGCUGCUGAAGAUUUCAUUAAAAGGUUUUACAAAGAUUUGAAGCUGCAAAAUAAAGGAAUGCCUGACUUAUGAGGGAAAUAUAUCUAUCAUUUUCGAGUUAAAUAGUCU
This is a messenger RNA of Hibiscus syriacus, 692 nucleotides long. RefSeq lists its product as uncharacterized. The transcript has a single exon. The record is from RefSeq and is a predicted model, not a curated record. The coding region runs from base 45 to 656 and encodes 203 amino acids. NCBI's taxonomy places the organism in Eukaryota, Viridiplantae, Streptophyta, Magnoliopsida, Malvales, Malvaceae.